Uloborus diversus is the source of this 2725-nucleotide messenger RNA. Its product is annotated as ribosomal protein S6 kinase delta-1-like. Gene Ontology annotation, molecular function: ATP binding; phosphatidylinositol binding; protein kinase activity. Lineage: Eukaryota; Metazoa; Arthropoda; Arachnida; Araneae; Uloboridae. Bases 1 to 2652 code for a protein of 883 amino acids. Gene Ontology annotation, biological process: protein phosphorylation. The record is from RefSeq and is a predicted model, not a curated record. The transcript has 16 exons.
AUGUCAAAAAAAGAAAAAGAUCCGUGGGUUAGAAUUUUUGAUGUCUCAGAACCAAUUUUACACAAGAAGGGAUAUACUUUAUAUAAAGUUACAUCAAAAGUAUUUCCUAAAAAUUCUGUUGAAGCAGUUUCUGAAGUGACUGUCUGGAAACGAUACAAUGACUUUAAGAAACUUCAUAAAGCUCUCAGUUCCAUUCAUCAGAGUUUGUAUUUGAAAGAUACCUUUCCCACAUUUGCUAAAGCACGCUUUUUUGGUAGAUUUGAGGAAUCUGUAAUUGAAGAACGACGACAAAGUGCAUUAUCAUUGUUGAAGUUUGCAGCUUCUUACCCCCCAUUGUUUACCAGUCAAGUUUUUGUGAAAUUUUUUGAGGGUGGACAUCUUGUUGAAAAUUAUAAGGAAAAUUCUGAAGUAAGAGUUGAAGACAAUGUUUUGCUACCUGAAACAACUGUACUACAAUGCAGUAUAUUGCAGCCAAAAACUGAAAAUAAUAGUGUUGAAAAUAAUUUGAAAGAUGCAAGCAAUACCUUAGGUGGAACAUGGCAGCAUCGUCAGUUACCUGACAACAUAAGUCUUGGAUCUCAUUGCACGGAAGAUGAAGAUGACCGUACCACUUUUACUGAUGACGACAGUUGUAACUCUCGACCAUCUCUUAACUUGUCAGAGUUUGAUCCUCUUUUUGAAGCUGUUACUAAUGAUUCUCCAUCCAGGAAGUUUUUCUCAGAUCAAAAUAAUCUUUGCAACAACUGGCUGUUAUCAGCCUUACAGUCUUGCAGCAUCAUUAGUACUGAAGUAGAUAUUGAAGGAACUCUUGAAUUCCCUGUCCCGUUUGGAGACCUUGAAUGUGCUGAAGAUGUUGUAACACCUAGCAAUGAGUUUAGCAAUGCCACUAAUUUUUCAAAAUUGGAGCAUUUCACGUUUGACACAGUCUCUUGUAACGAAGAACAGUUACCUGAUGUCUCAGCUUUUGAUCCAAUAUUAAAUACAGAAAGCAGCUUGAAUGAUUUUGAUGAUAAUUUAUACAACUAUGAUGAUUUUGCAAUGACACCAAAUUCAUGUAAAACAGAAUUGCAGAAAAGACCAUCUUUCAUUGUUCAUGCUUCAAAAUAUGUUGUAAAUGCACAAGAAGCCGAAGAAAAUGAGAGAUAUGCUGAAGCUUUUGAAUCUUAUAAGAAAGCUAUAGAUUUACUUUUGCAAGGAAUUCAAAAGGACAAGUGUUCUGAAAUGAAUGAUGCUGUACGAAAGAAAGUUUUAUUAUAUCUAAUGCGUGCAGAGGAAAUUUAUGAAAACAGGCUGCCAAAAGCAAAUCCAAAAAAGGAUCAGAUACAUUCUUCUGUGAUUGAGCCUAUUGAUAAAGUAUCUAGCCUUCAAGGAUGUAUGCAAGAUCUCAACAAAUACAAAGUGUUAGGUGUUUUAGAUAAAGUUUUACUAGUCUUAGACAUUUCGGAUAACAGUACAUAUGUAGUAAAGACAUUAUACAAGAGCUCAAGCCGGAAAAGCAUAGACAUACCUCAUAUCAUACCACAAAAUGUACCUUUUAUGGUGAAACUUUUCAAAAUUUAUGAAACUUCCUACGCAAUAUUCCUAAUUCUGCAGCAUGCAACGGGUGGGCGAUUGUGGGAUUAUGUGAGUUCUUUUCUUCAUCGCAGCCCAUUGUCACCUUGCAAUGAUAGUCCUUGUCUGUACAUAGAGCCCAAAAACAAGACUGAACUUAGUAAUGUCUAUUCUGGCAAAAAAAUCACUGAAAAUGGUAACAAAGCUUAUGCUAACAGUUCCAUGGAUUCUGAUCUUAUACCAUCGAAAAAUUGUCCAUCAAGUUAUGUUGCAUUAUUCAAACACUAUGCUGCGUCAGUUAACAAGGAAGAAAAUACUGCAUUAGCUAAAUAUCACAGGUUUGCACAGUUAACACCAGACUCUACUACAAACCACAACUCAUCAAAUAUUUGCCAAGAUUCAAAUAGCGAGAGUAAGCAAAAUACUCUCAUUCUUAACAGUAACAACCAGAUACACCAGAAUAAAAAUGCUAGAAAUCGUUUGUCAUCAUCCACUGGCAGUUUGGAAACGGGUAUUUCUCAAAAGGCAUGCGCAUUUGAAGCUUUUAACGCAAUGGAUGAAGCUGUUUCACAGGCAUGUGCAAAAGUCAACCUUCAUUUACCUGAGUCUUGUGUUUGUUUAUGGGCUGCAGAAAUUAUUGUAGCUUUGGAGAGCCUUCACAAUUUAGGAAUCACAUGGAUGGAUUUUCAUCCUGACAAUAUUUUACUAGGAGCAGAAGGUCAUAUAUUAUUGACGUAUCAGAGCCAGUGGAGUUGUGUUGAUCAUGUGAUUAAAGAAACUCUGAAAGAAAAUUUGUUUUGUGCUCCUGAAGUUGGAAAUAUUUUCCCUGUAUCUAAUGAUUCUGACUGGUGGAGUACCGGUGCUAUCAUUUACGAGCUCUUAACUGGAAAGUCUCUUCUUUUUUCUCAUCCUACUGGUAUUACAAGACAUACCAUUUUAAACUUUCCAUCUGAUAUUAGCUCUGAUGCCAAAGAUUUUAUUACAAAGUUGCUGCAAUUUAACCCUACAGAGAGAUUAGGCUCUGGAGUUUAUGGAAUUGAAGAAAUUAAAUCACACCCUUUUUUCCGUACCAUUGAUUGGGAAUCCUUCUAUCAGCAAUAAUUAUUAACUUGAGACUAAUUUUUAAUUGCAAAAUUUGUUAUUUAUGAGAAAAAUCUUCGAUUUUAAACAUUUG